Molecule: messenger RNA, 1956 nt
Organism: Branchiostoma floridae (Florida lancelet)
Lineage: Eukaryota; Metazoa; Chordata; Leptocardii; Amphioxiformes; Branchiostomatidae
Exons: 1
Coding region: 191-1162 (323 amino acids)
Biological process (GO): inflammatory response
Cellular component (GO): extracellular region
Molecular function (GO): cytokine activity
Source: RefSeq, a predicted model, not a curated record
AGUCACCACUGGUGACACAGCCGUGUUAGAUCAAGUUGAAGGGUUUAUCGACACUUGGGAGGGGGCAGAAAGAAAUGUUAGCCGUGAUGUUUCUCGAGCCAUCAGGCGAGGGCAUAGACCGCCAAGAAGGGGACGAAAGCGAAAUGGCGCUCACCCGCUAGGCUUUCAUCUAGAAACGGAACAGUCAAACAUGAAUGAGAACGAAUUUACAACUGACAAGACAACCCUUUCUAAGAAAACGAAGGAAGACAGCGAGAGAGACAAAGAAAGGAUGAAGAGGAGGAAGUUAAAGAAAAGAAACCGACGAUGUCGCCGCCGUAGAAAGAAGAUUGGCUCCUUAAAGAGAACCGCCAGACAGGGUCCAAAAUCAAAACGACGCAAAUCUGCUUCUUUUGAGAACGACCCCAAACAGAAGCAACGCAAAGACACAAACAACACCAACCCCUAUAGCAUUGGCCAUUUCAAAGAACAGGAACAUAGAGACGACGGUAAAAUUUCUAACUUCAGAAAUGUCAAUGUAACAUCUCAACAUGGUCUUGGCACCAACAGCUCUAUGGUAGAACCACUUCAAACUAUAAACUCAACCAGAAGACAUUCCAGUCGUUUGACAGCAAGAAAGAGAAGAAGACAUUAUUUCCGUAAAAGAAAGAAGUGCAGACGCAAUGACAGAAAGAAAGGCCAAAUGAGACAUGAAAAACCACACAUAACAGAAACAUUUAGAGAAGAUAAGGUUGAAGUAACACCUGUAACCUCAUCACACAACAAAUCUUUCAGCCGUAAACAUGGCGUUUUUGGAAAUGUCUCCAAUAACCCUAAAGAGGAUGUGUUGCAAAAAUCACCACGUGAGACUUGUCCCGAAAAUCGCACCACAGAUUCUCCUAACUUACCGUUGAACGAGAGAUCUGUCUGCCCGUGGUCCUACUACAUAGACCACGAUCCCAACCGAGUCCCUCACGACAUUGCCCGGGCAAAGUGCCGAUGCACCGCCUGUCUAGACCCGGUAACCAAGAAACAGAACUACAACUACGCCUGUGUUCCAGUGACGAUACAGAAACUGGUGUACCGGAGGAAAAAGAAGAAGUCGGGUGGAUACAGGUACCGUGAGGAGUGGCAGGGUGUGACUGUCGGCUGUACGUGUGUUCAACCGCGAUAUUCUCCCUAGUCAUGUUCUAGUGUUCUGUAGAAUGAUGUACAGUAGAGAGGCGAUAGUUUUGGAGAUAUGUAACGUUACAGCCUUGUGAAAAUACAUGGAAAUGAGCAAAAAAUGAAAUGAACAAGUUAUGAAUUGCUCUUAGCCAAAUAAAGUAAACAAAGUUAUGAUAGCAUAUAUCUAUCACUCUGAUAAUGAAGAGAGUCUAUAAUUUGAUUUCCCUUUAGCCUAGAAUGUUUCCAUGCGGUUAAAAGUAAUUUAGACAUAUUUCAUUAUUUGCUUGGUGUUUGUGAGUACUAUCGGCCGUUGUAAUGUAUCACACAAUUCAGCUUCAGUAAAGGCUGUGAUAGAAUAAAUCAUUCUUCCCUGUACAAGUAACUACGUCUGCACAGAUGGCCACGUUUUGGUGGUCCAUUACAUAUUUUUUUCCAAUUGCCACAAACUGUACGAAUCCCGUCUUUAUUUACAUUUACAUUUACAUUAAUGGACCAAAGUUUACCAGUCCCGUAGAAUGUAUGUAUGAAUCAAUAGAAAGGAUUGUCGUGGUGUUCAGUAUUUUUGAAAUUAAUAGUUUUGAUAUGGUUCACACAUUAGUACGGUUGCUAUUGAUAUUGUACAAAAAUGUGUGUUAUAUAAGUUUUAACGUAUUGAUAUAUAUUUCACGUGUGUUGUCUACUUGUACUGUACAGUAUAACUACAACUACAGUUGAGGUACUUAGGGGUGAAACAAUGUUCAACAGGGUAAUCACAGUUUUUAAAAAUCGUCAAAUUGUGUGCUUGUCAACUUUUCUUUAUUUUGUAACACU